AUGCGCUCAACCACCCUCACCAUCCUAUCGCUCACAUUCCUCCUCACCUCCGCCAACCCCAUCCCCAUUCCUGCAGCAGCAGCUCUAAUCGAACGCUCCACCAGCGCCAUAACCACCUCCCAAAUCGAAGCUAUCGCCCCGAAAUCCGCAUCAUGCGAUAACGCCCCCGCGGCAGGGGAGUGCGCUACGGCCGCGCAGGCAGCGACACAUAUCGCCAACUCGUUCAAGACAUACAAGGUGACGUCGGCGGCGGAACAAGCGGCGGUGAUCAGUCUGAUGGCGUUUGAAAGUGAUGAUUUUAAGUAUAAUAAGAAUCAUUUCCCGGGGGUGGCGGGGCAGGGGACCCGCAACAUGCAAUCCCCCACCUACAACAGCAAAUACGCCUCAUCACUCCCAGAUCUCAAAACCAAACUUUCCUCCGUGACCAACAACCCAGCCGGACUCCUCGACCUGCUCCUCGCUAAUGAAGACUACGACUUCGGCUCCGGCGCCUGGUUCCUCACGACGCAGUGUGAGGAUUCCGUGCGCAAACAGCUCCAGACUGGUUCCGAGAGUGGUUGGGAGGCGUAUAUCUCGCAGUGUGUGGGCACUACUGUCACGGAUGAUAGGAAGGCGUAUUGGCAGAGGGCUGUGGAGGCUUUGGGUGUUAGUUUGUGA
This is a messenger RNA of Paecilomyces variotii, 657 nucleotides long. RefSeq lists its product as hypothetical. The record is from RefSeq and is a predicted model, not a curated record. The coding region runs from base 1 to 657 and encodes 218 amino acids. The transcript has 2 exons. NCBI's taxonomy places the organism in Eukaryota, Fungi, Ascomycota, Eurotiomycetes, Eurotiales, Thermoascaceae.